UCCACCUCCAGAUGCGAUAGCUUGGAUGAAAACUUCCAGCAGGAGUCUUGCCAACUGGAACCACCCCCCGAACACAAUUAAACGAUUCCUAUAUAAAUAUGAAAUGGUGCAAAGCACAGACAUUUACUUCUUCUUGGGCUUUUAAAGGGAAAGGAGUAGUCUGCUUGUAAUUUCUUAAAACACAUUAUGUUUCAAUUCGCAAUUGUUUUGAUUUGCAUCAUAUUGCUGCCUACUUCAGAAUCAAAAUUGGUAUUAGUCCUGACACCGAAAAAUCCCAUGGCUCGAGUCGGCGAAAGACUGGUCCUGACUUGCAGCGCAAGCGAAUGCGCGGGUGAUGUGACGUUCAGAUGGCAAUCCUUGAAAGACAGACCGCUCUACGGUCGAAUGGAGAAAAACAACACAGCGUCUCAACAGAUUUUUGACCCGGUGGGAAUGCAGCACGAGGGCAAGGUCAGCUGUUUGGCUACCUGCGCGGAUCCAAAAGACCAGGCUCAAAGGUCUGCUUCAGUGGAAGUUUAUGCGUUCCCAAAGGAUCCCAUCAUAUCUGGAAGUGAACUUUUGACGGAGGGUCAGGACAGUGACCUCACCUGUACAGUCCCAGAUGUGUACCCAGCUGACCGUCUAAAAGUGCAGUGGCUGCUGGGAGAUAAAGUUCUGAAGGACAACAAAGCUGUGAACCCUGUGGUUAAAGGUGAAGCCCAGACGGUGACCUCAGUGUUGAAAUACAAACCGACAGCCCAGGACCAUGGACAGAAUGUUACAUGCAGAGCCACGCUGGAUAUUAAGACUGAACCGGAAACCAGAGAGACUGUUGCCUCAAUCACAGUUCAAUCACCUUUCAUUGUAAGCCUAACCCUGGAGAACACAGUCCAUCAUAUCGGUGACACCCUUAAAUUGAUCUGCGUCACGAUUGGCUGCCCAGACACUGUGUCAUUCACAUGGAGCCCCUCGAUUGGCGGGUCAGCCGAGGACCAAUCACACGGCACUGGGCUCUUGACCCUUAAACCUGUGACGAUGGAGCACAAAGGCCCGGUGGUGUGUAACGCCACCUGCAGGGCUUCUGGAGAAUACAGGCAGGCGUCAAUCGACCUGGAGGUUUAUUCCUUCCCAAAGGAUCCCAUCAUAUCAGGGAGUGAACUUUUGACGGAGGGUCAGGACAGUGACCUCACCUGUACAGUCCCAGAUGUGUACCCAGCUGACCAUCUAAAAGUGCAGUGGCUGCUGGGAGAUAAAGUUCUGAAUGACGACAAAGCCGUGAACCCUGUGGUUAAAGGUGAAGCCCAGACGGUGACCUCAGUGUUGAAAUACAAACCAACAGCCCAGGACCAUGGACAGAAUGUUACAUGCAGAGCCACGCUGGAUAUUAAGACUGAACCAGAAACCAGAGAGACUGUUGCCUCAAUGAAUAUUCGAACUCCGCCCAGGUACCUGUCCGUGGAGGUGUUUCCGUCUACGAAGGUGGAGGAGGGGCAGAACGUGUCCCUCCGGAUCUGGGCAGUGGGAGUCCCGCUCCCUUCCGUCACCCUGAUUAGGCUACAGGACAGCGUGGAGCCACACUCCCCCAACGGGACCCUCAACCUAAUCGACAUGGGCCCAGUAGAGACGGGCCAGUACCUGCUAAAACUAAACAACUUGGGCCCGGAACAGACGGGCCAGUACCUCCUAAACCUAACCAACGUGGGCCCAGAUCAGAUGGGCCAGUACCUGCUAAACCUAAACAAUGUGGGCCCAGAUCAGAUGGGCCAGUACCUGCUAAACCUAAACAACUUGGGCCCGGAACAGACGGGCCAGUACCUGCUCAACCUCACCAAUGAAGUGGGACACCAGAGCCACCAUUUCAGCCUUAGUGUUCAAAGUAAAACUCGACUGGUUGGACCCGACUGGUACCAUCCGAAGACUGUCGUCAUACCUGCCGUGGGUUUAGUUUCCAUAGCGACAGCUGCCGGGUUUCUCAUACGAUUCCUGAAAAAGAGAAAUUCAUAUGAAACAUCCAGGGUGGUAUAGACUCUACUCUUGGAGGUCUUGUGUGGCUCAGUUGGAAGAGCAUGGAAUCCACGGAAGGACAGAAACAAAAAAGUGCUGCAUGUAAAUGUAUCCAGCCAGGAUAUGCUUGAAAUAAGGGAAGGGAAAUAUUCUCAUCCUUGGUCCGCAAAGGAACAUUUGUACACUGGAAUAAUUCAAUUCUUAUGUUGAAGCUCCCAGUUGAGGUCAAUUGGAAUCAAAGCCACUCCUAUGGAGAUGGAUUUCUAUCAAAAUGUUGCGAGUCACAAAUACAUAAUGCAACUGUCAAAUAACAUUACUGUCAACAAAUAUGCGUUUACAUUUUCACAAACAUAUGUUGAAAUCCCAAAACAAAGUUAAUCGUUAACAAAAACAAAGGUUGAUUAUCAAAUAAAUGUAAGAUAAUUAUUUAUUUUCAAAGUUUUGUGAAUGUCACAGCAUUGUGCUUCAACUCUGGUUGCUUAUUUGUUUUGUAAAAGCACUUUGUGACAACUGCUGAUGUAAAAUACUUUAUAAAUACAUUUGAUUUAUUGAUUAAUUUGUCAUCAACAUUCUACAGAUUUGUGACUUUCAUUACAUUUGUGAGUGGCCUUACAUAUUUGUGUACUGUUCUGCCUAUUUAUGAGUGCUGCUACAUAUUUGUGAGUGGCAUUUAAGAUCAGUUGGUCAAGGAAUCCAGAUUUGGACCUCCUUACUUCUGGUUAUACUUAGUCUCCAGAAACCAAAUAUGUUUAACCUCAGAGUUCCAGAAUUUGAUGAUGACAUUCCAUCCACAGCUGCCCAAAAACACCAUGCUGCUUACUGAUUAUCCAUCUCAUGUCUGAUUUCAACUGGUAAAAAUGAUAUUAGCAAACUACUAAUGGCAUUAAUACUGGUAAAAGGUAUACUGAAUAUUAAUGACUGCUAUGCGUCCUGUAUGUCGCCUCCUGUUUGUAAGGAAGCGCAAAAGAAAAUGACUGGUCUGGAUGUAAGAAAAACAAUAAAAUGUUUACACCUUUCAAC
Esox lucius (northern pike) is the source of this 3003-nucleotide messenger RNA. RefSeq names its product vascular cell adhesion molecule 1a (gene vcam1a). Gene Ontology annotation, molecular function: integrin binding. Gene Ontology annotation, biological process: cell-cell adhesion. Bases 187 to 2004 code for a protein of 605 amino acids. The record is from RefSeq and is a predicted model, not a curated record. Gene Ontology annotation, cellular component: membrane. Lineage: Eukaryota; Metazoa; Chordata; Actinopteri; Esociformes; Esocidae. The transcript is spliced from 7 exons.